AUGUCCGAGCUGAAAGGCGCAUUUACAGCGCUCCGUAUCGAACUGAACGGCCCCGGCCGGUUCUCGGAUCUAGGAAACACCAUGAACAACGACUUCAACAUGAUCACAACAGUCCUGAAGGAACUAAAAUCCAAGUCAGAAGAGAUCGAAAAGCUAAAGCUAGAAAUCGAGGCAUUGAAACUCAAAAACCGCUACAUGGAAGAACAGAACACAAAACAGCAACAGCAAACCUCAACCAUAGCGAUUCCCGGCCCACUCCCAGAAGUCCGCAGCCCAGGAUUGCUUCAAGCAGGCAGGAAGCGUCCAUGGCCGGACUCCUGGCCCAGCGGCCGCACGCAACCGAUCGCCGACUCAUUCGACGAUGGUGACGAAGAAGAUAGCAUCGACUUCUCUCUGGAAGACCCACAUAUGCCCCCAGUCAGGAUCCCUUUAAAGGGGCCCGAGACCGACGCAAUGAUGGACACACCGCAUGAGCCAACAGCGCCAGGAUCUCCGAACUUCCGAGUCCAAGUCAAUCAGUCAAGACACCAAAGUCCGCAAUGGGGUACCCCGGAACUCCGCGCCAGCGUAGAACAACAUACUAUGUCCAAACGUCCCCGUAUAUCUCAGGCUCCUGAGAAGCCACCAUCCGGGGGGGAGUCGGACAAAAGAAGGCCAGGACGGCCACGCAAAUCCAUAAGCCAAGCCCCGAAGCCGGAUUUCUCUCAGACUCAGACCCCGAGACCAACGCCGUUAAGUGAGCAAAACCUCAACGUCAGUAGCAGCGGUCAGAAAGAGAACGCACCCCCCAGCACCAGUCCCAGCCAACGCCAAAACGGAGCUGAAACCCGUCCGGGUCGUUCCCGAAGUUUGCGCAGUCGGUCGCGGCCGCCAACCCGGCAUUCAACGGGUCUUAAUAAUAGCUUUUCUGAGCAGGACCAGACACAGACAUUGGCGAGUAGCCAAAGGGAAACUCCGCGCGGUGCAGAUGAUCCGGUGUCUUUUGAUCAAGAGACAGGGUCAGGGAAGGAAAACCCGCCGGGAAAGAACAAUGGUGCUCAUACUGAUGAUUGGAAUAAACGUGAAGCGCAAGAAAAACGAAAGGCACAGGUUGCCGCACGCGAUAUGAUGGCACGCUUAGCCAUGCAGCGCGAAGAGGCCAUGGAAACGGAGGCCCGCUGA
Aspergillus oryzae RIB40 is the source of this 1161-nucleotide messenger RNA. RefSeq lists its product as uncharacterized. The transcript has a single exon. Lineage: Eukaryota; Fungi; Ascomycota; Eurotiomycetes; Eurotiales; Aspergillaceae. Bases 1 to 1161 code for a protein of 386 amino acids. The record is from RefSeq and is a predicted model, not a curated record.